GGGCGCGCGAGGAAUUUCAAACGCCGGGGGGAGGAGGGCGGAAAGGAGCGGUGCUUAUAAAAGGGGAGGGGAAGGAGUGACGAGGGUGAAUCUGGAGCGGAGCGUUGGAAGCCAGCGGCGCCAAAGAGGGGCUAACUUUAAAAAGAAUAAUGUAAUAAGGCCCCGCCCGAGCGGAAAAUUGCCUCAUCCUGUAGCCGAAAACCUAAGAAUUGACUUCUUCCCCCCAAUCCCUCGUCCGCUCACUUUCGCAGAACUUUUCUCCCCCGUUCAAUGAGCUGCGGCCAUUGGAGGAGUCUGGCCACGCCCCUUUCCCGAAAGGCGAGAGGUCCAUCAAGGCCACAGUCUUCCAGAAGCAACACAGAACAUUUAUUUUCAGUCGUCUGUUUGUGGACAGGAUGAGCAUUAUCGUAAUUGCAUGUAACUGAAGAGCAGUCUGAACUCACCUUUUGUGGUGACACUAAUGUCUCCUGGAGCAAUAACUUUUUGCCUAGCCCUGAAUUACUGCCUGCCAAAAGGCACACGUAUAUCUGUCUACUAGCACACCUGUAGCAGUCAUUGACCAGGGACAAUAUGCCAGUAGCCACCAUGGCCCAGGAUCCAGUGAAGCUGCAAGCGGAGGUAGAUCGCCUGGUGGCUGAACUGCAGGAGGCAACACAAGAGAAGGUACAGGCGGCACAGUAUGGGCUGGCUGUACUGGAAGAGAAUGGGGAGCUCAAGCAGCGCUGUGGAGAACUAGAAGGUCAGCUAGAGGUGCUGCGCAUGGAGCUGGUGCACAUGAAAGAGGCUUUGGCUGAGUCACACAGCAGUCACAAACGGGCAGCCGCUGAUGGGGAGAGCCGAGAGGAGUGUCUGCUCCGAGAGACAGCUUCCAAAGAGGCCCACCUAACUCAAACCAUUGAGGAACUUCAGGGAGAUGUGAAACACCUGAGGACCCAGCUUGACACCACAGGGACAGAAAAUGAGCGCCUUCUUGUGGCUUUGAGGGACUUGAGAAAGGAAUGCCAGACCCUGGAGUCUGAGAAGGUUCGGCUGCGUGAGGAGAUGAAACAAGCCAAAACUCGGGAGUUGCGCCAGCUACAGGACUGUGCUGAACUUGAGGAGGAGAACAUUUCCCUGCAGAAGCAAGUCUCAGCACUCAGGGGCAGUCAGGUGGAGUUUGAAAGUGUCAAGCGUGCAUUGAGCUGCCGAGAGGAAGAACUGGUGUUGGCUGGGACCCAGCUACUGGAAGUGGGUCGUCUCCGAGACCUGGCGGAGCACCAGCUUCAGGAGGCACUAGAGGCUCUGCAGGUAGAGCGGGAGCAGAAGCAGGAACUGCGGCGGGAGCUUGCCAUCUAUGCAGGAGGGCGUAAUGACUCGCUAACCAGCUUGCAAGCCAACCUGGAGGAGCUCAACAGUCACGUGGAGUGUGAAGAGCAAGACAGCGGCUUCGCCAAUGGCAGCAGCUUAGGGGGCAUGGCUUCCACACCCCAUGGCGUCCGGCCUGCUCCUGGUCUUGUGGCAGACCUCUUCAGUGAGCUUAGCUUGGCGGAGAUUCACAAAUUGCAGCAGCAGUUGCUACAGGCAGAAAACGAGAAGGCCUCACUAGCCUCAGAUCUGCAAGACCUCAAGAAGCAGCUGGCCAGCACCAAGGAGAGUUUGGCCCAGCAAGAUCUGGGCAACAGCUGUGAGAUCCAGUCCAUGGAUGCUGGUCCUGGCGGCGGCGGCGGCGGGACCACUCUGUCACUCAGCGAGAUGGAGCGCUACCAUGAGGAGCUGGAGAAUGCCCAGCUGGUAGUCCGGCAGGAGAGGGCGGCAGCUGCCCAGCUAGAAACGGAGCUGCGAGUCGCCAGAAGGAUGACUCGAGAGUGUCAGUCACGGCUUGCUCAGGCCCAGGAGGAGCUUCUGGGCUUCUCUGAGGAAAUGGCUGCUCUGUACCAUCAUGUCUGUGCCUGCCACAGCAUAACCCCUCAUCGUGUGGUGUUGGACUAUUACCGUGAGGGUCGUGGAGCUCGGAAUUCGCACAGGAGGCGCUCAUCCAGAAAGCUUCUGCUGUCAGAAAGGGAGACAAGUAGCAGUGGGGACCAGUCGCCCACCAGUAGCAGUCCUGGUUCCCCUUGUGGGUUGGAGCCCCUCAACGUGGGCAACCUGACGGCUGUGUUGCGAGAGCAGCUGGGGCACCUGCAGGUGGCGCUGUCUGUGGCUCAUCAGCAGAGCCCCUUGGGCCGUGGGGCCGAACUGGAGCGGGACAAGGAAGCCCUGGUGGAGGAGGUGCUGAAGCUGAAGUCCUUGCUGAGCACAAAGCGGGAACAGAUUGCCACUCUGCGCACAGUGCUCAAGGCCAACAAGCAGACAGCAGAGGCAGCCCUCUCCAAUUUGAAAGGACAGUAUGAAGGUGAGAAGGUGCUGGUGUCGGAGACCAUGGCCAAGUUGCGUCAUGAGCUCAAAGCCCUGAAAGAGGAUGCUGCUACCUUCUGUUCCUUGCGUGCCAUGUUUGCCAGCAGGUGUGAUCAGUAUGUGAGCCAGCUGGAUGAGAUGCAGCGGCAGCUAGCAGCUGCUGAAGAUGAGAAGAAGACUCUGAGUUCCCUGUUGCGCAUGGCCAUCCAGCAGAAACUGGCCCUCACGCAGCGGCUUGAAUCCCUUGAGACUCCAGUUGAGGGAUCACGGAGUAGCAGGAGGGCAUUCAGACCAGCCAAGGGCAGUGCGGUAAGAGAAAUGGGCACUGGGUUAUGGUGUGGACAGCGAAGAGGAAAACAAAAGCUACCAAAAUUGUAGGCCUUGUACAGAUGUGACACUGGCCAAUUGUCUCAGUGGUAAUGGGGCAGGGGACUUACAUGCUCACAUGUAUUUUGUUCACUUCUUCCCUUCUUCCAUACUAUUUGCCUCUUUCCUCUCAGCUUUGGAACUGACUGUGGCCAAAGUUAAUGUUAAGGACAGUUAACAUUGCACCAGUGUCAAGGGAAAACCACAUUUUGCAAACUUAACUUCUUGUGGCAUGGAAAGCUUGACCCUAACUUUCUGAUCUGCAGUUAAAUACAUAAACACUGUUUUGUAGUGUAGUAUUUUUGCAGAGUGUAUGGAUAAGAGGCCCCAACAGUUGUGAAUUGUGGGGAGAUGUCAUAAACUAUAGGUGAAGGAAUAAGAAGUAACUAGAGAGGACAGAGAAGUCUGAAGAAAGAGCUUGAGGGGACAGAAAUUAAAUUCUAGGACCACAUGUGAGGAAAACAAGCCUCUCUUGUAGUCACACAGUGCUAGAAAGGCUAGAAAGCAUGCUACGCUCAUAAGCUCAGUAGGCAGCCUUAAGCCUCAGCUCUACAAUAUGGAGGUAACAAUGCCAGCCAGUGUAUUAUUUCUACAUAAUCAAGGUGUUGUAUGAAUGUUAAGUAGCAUAAGGAAAUCCAGGGGCCUUUAUAUGGCUGUUGCUAAGCAUGUGUACAUCUCUCUUUCUCUUUCCAGAGAUGAAAUGGUUGGUAUCCCUUGCAGGAUUUCCAUGUAGUUAUGACCUGGCUGUUCUAUGUCCACAGUGGUCAGAGAACUCCAAAGAAGAGGACAAAUGUGGCACCUAAAUAUCUCAGCCAGUGAAGGUGAUUUUCUUCUGCUAUGAGGAGGCCUUAGCCAAAGCUCAUGUCCUUACCCUCUGUUGUGCCUUAAGAUUCCUUGAAGACACACUCCUUUUCCAUCUUUCUCUCUCUCUUCUGAUUAGCCUCUGGUGCUAUGUUUUUACUAAGCACUUCUAAUGUUGUGCCUUUUUGUUAAUUCCAAUGUUAACGACAUGGAUGCCAGCCUUAAAUACCAGGGGCUACUUGCUUUGUGUUGAUCAGCUGGAAAGGAAGUGGGUGGUUCUGCCUCUCCACCCUGUUUUCUUGGACUUGCUGUACUCACUCAGACCGUCUAUCUCUUCAUUGCCUUCCUGAUUCCUCUUCUCUCCCUGUCCCCAUCCCCCCCUCCUAGAUUUUGCACACAGUGAAUAACUAACUUCAGGCUUCACAGCUUGAGAGAAGAAGAAAAACUAGCUCCAUACUAUUGUGCGAUGUCUUGUAAAAUGUGUAACUAGAAAGCAAUUUUGUUUGUAGCCUGGGGCUAGAUGAGUCCCUGGUUCUUUGACACAAAUAAAUAAAUGGCUUUCCUGAA
Molecule: messenger RNA, 4107 nt
Organism: Sceloporus undulatus (fence lizard)
Lineage: Eukaryota; Metazoa; Chordata; Lepidosauria; Squamata; Phrynosomatidae
Product: protein bicaudal D homolog 2-like
Exons: 10
Coding region: 571-2751 (726 amino acids)
Biological process (GO): protein localization to organelle; microtubule anchoring at microtubule organizing center; regulation of microtubule cytoskeleton organization
Cellular component (GO): cytosol; Golgi apparatus
Molecular function (GO): dynactin binding; cytoskeletal adaptor activity; dynein complex binding
Source: RefSeq, a predicted model, not a curated record